AAAAUAAAACAAGUGGAAAAAAAAUGUAAUAACAAAGAAAAGUAAUGGCAAAACAAAAAAUAUUUAAAAGAAAAUCUCAAAAAAAAAAGGAAAAAAUGCAAAUCUAAAGUUUUUAUUCUAUCAUCAUUUUUCAUUAUUGUUGUUAUUGAUAUUGUUAUCAUCAAUGUAUUUGUCACCAUCAUCUACCUCCUCCUCCUCCUCUUCGUCAUCAUCAUCGUCAUCCUCACCACCACCACCAUCCAUCUUAUCAUCAUCGUCACCACUACUACCGCCACCACCACCACCACCAUCAUCAUCAUCACUUGUCACCAUCAUCAUCAGCAUUACCAUUGUCACCAUGUAGAUUAGUGUUUCUUAACCAUUUUCCAACCAUUGGACCCCUUUAAUCCCUAUUUUACUCAGGUGGACCCUCGUAGUUGUUUGAUGUUUAAAAAUAUUCCCUGUUUUUAUGAUUAAAUAUUUUUAGGAAUUGUAUUAAAAAAAAACCAAAUUAAAAUAAUUUAUGUAUUGUAGAAAUAUAACUAAUUUAUUGCAGAUAAAUUUUAACAACAAAAUCUAAUGCGGACCCCCUAAGGGUCAUGUUGGACCUUGGCUGAGAAGCACUGACCUGGACCAUUGCAAAGAGAUUGUAGCAGAGGACCGAUUCCACCUGGCUUGCCACAUUCUCUAACUCGGUGGUUCUCAACUGUUCUUUACUUGUGGGCCCUUUGGUCCCUAUUUUACUUUGUUGAACUCCCAGAGCCCUUUGAUGUUUUUGGAAUUAAAUGUUGUUAGGAAUUGUAUAAAAACAAAUUAAAAUAUUUUGUGCAUCAUAGAAGUGUAAGCAGUUUAUUGCACGUUAAAAUUUAAUAACAAAAUCUUACAUGGCCCCACAAGGGCCACGUGGACCCCAGUUGAGAGCCACUGAUGUAGAUCAUUGUCAUUGUCAUCAUCAUUAUCAUCAUCAACGUCCUCAUAAUCAUUGUUGCCGCCAUCAUCGUCACCACCACCACCACCACCAUUGUCAUCAUCAUCAUCAUCAACAUCAUCAUUUUUAUUAUUGUUGUUAUUAAAGCAAUGGAUUGGCACAUUGAGUAGAAAGACAGGCAAGAUGCCUGGCAGAAUUUCACUUGUCUCCUUUUACAUACAGAGUUCAAAUCUCAUCUGAACUGACUUUGAUUUUGGCUCCAGUAGUGAAGUAUUUUCUGGUUCCUUUCUUUCCAGACAUCAUCACCAUCAACAUUGUUUAACAUUUGUCUUCCAUGCAGCCAGGGGUAGGAUGGUUGACAGGAACCAGCCUGGUAGAAAAACUACCCUAGGCUACAGUGUCUGUUUUGGCAGGGUUUUUACGGCUGGAUGCCCUUCCUAACACCAACCACACUGCAGAGCAGACUCAGUGCUUUUUACGUGGCACCAGCACAGGUGAAGUUAGUUUUGGCAAGAUUUUUACUGUCGGAUGCCCUUCCAAGCGUGGCACUAACAAUGGUAGGGUCACCAAGUAACUCGCAAAACAAGGAAUUAUGAGAGGAGCAGGGGAAUUUGUGACAGAGAGUCAUAAUACCUGAAAUGAGAUUAAUUGUAUGAAAGUAGCUGAGGUAUAAGUGAAUGGUUAAGAAGUUUACUUCUUAAUCACAAGGUUUAGGGUUCAAUCCCAUUGUGUGGCAUCUUGUCUAAAUGUCUUUUACUAUAAUCCUUUUGCCAACCAGGGUAUUGUACAGACAGAAACUAUGUGGAAGACCACUGGAUAGAUAUAGCACCUGUAAUUGAAAUGUCCAGCUUUCUUAUUUUCUUAUGUUAAUUCCAUCUGAGAAAUGCAGUGUUGGUGCAGAUGUUCAUAAAGUUCUUGAUGCAGCAGCUCAAACCAUGUUGGUAACUAAAAGAAGAGAAAACGGUCAAACUUUAGCUACAUGAAAACACAAUCACCACCUUACUGGCAGUAUAUAUAUAUAGAUAUAUCUAUCAUCAUCAUCAGCAUCGUCGUUUAACAUCCGCCUUUCAUGCUAGCAUGGGUAGGACAGUACCACAAGAGCCAGCCAGGCCGAAGCCUGCACCAGACUUCUGUGACUGUUUUGGCAGGAGUUUUACAGCUGGAUGCCCUGCCUAACACCAACCACUUUACUAUGUGGACCGGGUGCUUUUUAAGUGGCACCUGCACUGACAAGGUCAACAAGUACUUGCAAGACAAACACUUUUUAAGAGGGGAGGAGGUGAUGAUGAAGGGGUUACAGUGAGACGGAUACAGGUGACUUGCUGUAGAGGAAGUACAUGGUUACCUGGCCGGAUAGAAAAACAUCAGGAAUGACGACAGGAACAGGUGUGCCGCUGCAAAGAGAAUACACGGUUGCCUAUCCUGAGGGAAGCGCAGGAGAAGGAAAGGGGGAGUAAAUAUAUAUAUAUGAGUAAGUGGACAAAUGAAAGAAAGAGCCCUCAAUACAUUUAUUGGGAGUUACAUGGAUCAUUUGGGUUAUUACCAGCCUGAUGGGAAAAGCUCCAUUAGGGCCUUCGAAACUUGAAGUAGCAUGGAAUCCAGAUCAAACUGUUUUGAAUAUAUAAUGGACUCUUCCGUCGGAAAUGCCGUUUGAGCGUUUGCCUUUUUCCACACACAUGUAUUUAUACACAAACACACACAGCAAAUUAUACAAACUGUGGUACCUCUUUGCAGCUAGGUGAACUGAGUUUAUUGACAAUUGGCCAUGGAACAAUACAAGUGACUGACAGCACAACAUGGUACCUAUUUACAGCUAGGUAGACUUAGCCAUGGAAAGAGAACUUUAGCUACUGAAGAUGGGGAUUGAACCACACAAAGCUCAAUUAAUAAUUAGGUUGAUACACAACUGAUACAGCUGUCUCCAGAUCUUAAUCAAUAUAUAUAUAUAUCAGGAUUUUAAAAUGUAAUUAAUUGCCUAUUAAAUGUUUGAGGUCAAAAGGUCAAUGUUCAUUUCUGUGAAAUAUUGUUCUUUUGGCUGUGUUAUGAGGAAGAAUUAUGUGACUUGGAUCUGAAGUAUUCCUGUAUUCACAUACAAGUCACACAUAUAUGCACAUACACACAUCUAUAUAUAUAUGUAUGUGUGGUAUGAAGCUAACUUCUCAACCACAUAGAUCUGGGUUCAGUCCCACUGUGUGGCACCUUGGGCUGCUAUCUUCUACUAUAGCCUUGGACCGACCAAAGCCUUAUGAGUGGAUCUGGAAGACGGAAACUGAAAGAAACCCGUUGUGUAUAUAUGUGUGUGUGUGUCUGUGUUUGUCCCCCUAGCAUUGCUUGACAACUGAUGCUAAUGUGUUUAUGACCCUAUCACUUAGUGGUUCAGCAAAAAGAGACCGAUAGAAUAAGUACUAGGCUUACAAAGAAUAAGUCCCAAGGUUGACUUGAUCGACUAAAGGUGGUGCUGCAGCAUGGCCGCAGUCACAUGACUUAAACAAAUAAAAGAGUAAUAGAGUAUAUAUAUAUGUAUGUAUAUAUAUAUAUAUAUUUAUGUGUCUGUCCCCCCCCCCCCAAUCAAGGUUCUACAGCCGUGGGACUGAACCUGGAACCUUACAGUUGGGAAGCAAGCUUCUAACCACACAGCCAUGUCACACCACCGCCAUACCUCUCAUUACCAGCAACAGCAGCAGCUCAUUAGCCAUAAAACAAUGAACGCUAUGAGAAUAACCAAUUAAGUGUGUUAAUAAUUAAUGAAGGUGGAGUGUCGGGUAGGGGUUGGGAUGGAGACAACCAGCUGUAUCCCAGUCGAUUAGUUGUUGUUUAGCCCCGGGUCAGUUUUGCUCCAAGCAAGCUUCUGAUCAAAAGUUUUCCAUCUGUGACCACCUUAUCAUUUAUUUUUGUUGUUUUGUUUUAAAUACAGUGUAUCUAAGGUUACAUCAUCCAAUGUCCCCAUUGUUCCUCAAUAUAGCAAGCUGUUCCUGAACCUAAGAGACAUAAAGAGUGAAUAUGCAAAGGGCUGACACCCUGACCAAGAAAGAAAGCCAAAAUUACACCACCGACGCCGAUGUUGCUGCCACCAAUGCUUCCGCCGCCAUCACCACUACAUUGUCAACACCACCACCACAACCACCAUCACCGCACACAUGCACACUGAUGGCAAAAGAGUUACAUAUUGAAGCGGAGGUGGUGAUGCUGGCAAUGUGGGGGGGGUGUAGGGUGCAAGGGGAUGGUUUAUGAUUUAUGAUGCCAGUGUAUGUAUGUGUGCACAUGUGUAUGUACAUGCAUGCAUUCUGCAUACCUGAUUAAUUAAUUAAUUAUUGCAUGAUAAGUUGUUAGGGGAAUGUGUGUAGGUAAGGGGUGGGGAAAGGGGGAUGGAGAAAGAGAAGGACAAUGACGUGACCUUUCCAUUAUACACCCAUGCUCUUAUGUAUACACACGCAAUAUGUGUAUGAAUAUGCACAUAUAUAAAUUACACAAAUUUGUGUACACAUGUAUUUUUCUAUGUAUAUUUAUGAUAUAUAUGGAUGUGUAUACAUACAUACAUGCAUAUAUAUAUAUGUGUAUGUGUGUGCUUAUGCACAUUUUAUAUGCAUAUUCAUGAUAUAUGUAUGUGUGUGUACAUAUUUACAUAUAUACAUAUACACAUAUGUGUAUGUAUAUAUAUAUAUGUAGUAUAUAUGUUUAUGUGUGUAUAUAUAUAUAUGAUCGAAUGCCACGCACUGUCUCCAAGUAAGUUUUAUAUAUAUAUCAUCAUAUAUAUAUUUAUAUAUGUACACACACACACACACACACACACACACAUAUAUAUACACACACAUAUGAUGCAGCUCUCAACAGACCGUACCAGGCUGGCCGGACAGGAUCAUUCAGACCAAGCGAAGAAUUAUGAAGUCAACAUUUUUUGCCAUGCUCACUUUCAUAGCAUAUCUGGUAAUCUUCUCACUCAAUUUCCAAAUUGUAAAGGCUGAUGAAGAUGACACGUCCCCUUACAUCGUUGAUGGAAAGGCAACGAAAAGAUGUAGCAUCCCUUAUAUUGUGAAACUGAGGAUUUUCAGAUCUAGCAAAUCCGUAGCUUAUUGCAGUGGUACAUUACUUGACAACUACCAUAUCCUCACAGCAGGACAUUGCAUAAAGAAAAAAAAAGUAAAGACAAUUCGUGUGGAUGUGAUCAUCACAUCAAAUAAGAAAACACAAAAAUUCAGAGUCAGGGAUUGGAUUAUCCACAAGGGCUACAAAUAUAAUACAAUUCUCGUGAACGACCUCGCUGUCCUGACCCUAAAGAAACCAGUUCAGUACAAUGCCUGUUUGAAACCGAUUCAGCUGCCAAAAGAAGACGACCACAUUACUCGAGUUUGCACCAUCAGUGGCUGGGGUUUUACAAAAUUUAAUGAUACACGCAUGUCGAAUUCCCUGCAUUAUUCCAACAUGGUAAUUAGAUCCCCAGAGACAUGUGAAAUGAUGGGGCCAAUGGACAGACGGUACCAUCUCUGUACGGGAGACUUCCAUGAAGGUGGGCCGAAUAUAUGUAAGGGUGACUCUGGUGGACCUCUGGUUUGUUAUUUACCCAAUAAAAAGGAAGUGCUACUCGGAGUUUCUUCAUUUAUCUUCGACUGUAAUGGAAAUUUUGCUGUGUUCACAAACGUUAUAACCUAUGUGAAAUGGAUUAAGAAACAGAUGAUGGAAUCUUGAUUAGAAUCUGCAUUUUUUGCCAUCAAACGAUCUGGAUUUAUUUUGUUUUUAUUUUCUUUAGCAUUUGACGCUUUGGCUUGAAUUUUUCAUUUAAAAAAAGACAAAAAAAGUAAAAUAAAAAAAAUGGUUUCAAUUACAGAACAAACUUGAUCUGAAAUUAUGUGCUGAAAAACUGAAAUGAUUGCUUUGUAGGAUUAGCAUGAGAGACAUUUAAACCAUG
Molecule: messenger RNA, 5810 nt
Organism: Octopus bimaculoides (California two-spot octopus)
Lineage: Eukaryota; Metazoa; Mollusca; Cephalopoda; Octopoda; Octopodidae
Product: granzyme-like protein 2
Biological process (GO): proteolysis
Molecular function (GO): serine-type endopeptidase activity
Source: RefSeq, a predicted model, not a curated record